Paramisgurnus dabryanus is the source of this 3563-nucleotide messenger RNA. RefSeq names its product NLR family CARD domain-containing protein 3-like. Lineage: Eukaryota; Metazoa; Chordata; Actinopteri; Cypriniformes; Cobitidae. Gene Ontology annotation, molecular function: protein binding. The record is from RefSeq and is a predicted model, not a curated record.
UGUUUCAUGUUUUGAGUUUCACACCCUGAAAUCUAACAGACAACACAUCAUUGUCAACUCAGUUACAUCCUUAAAUCCACUUCACAGUAAUUACUAUGAGAUUAGGGGUGGCUUUAGUAUUUGUUUGUUCUGAUUGGAUCGAUUACCAGAUUACCAGAAAUGUCAAAGAAUGUGAGAGAAGUGGAAGAAGAAUCCAAAGAGACGCCAUCACGAGACUUUAAAACAAACGUUGGAUUUAAAAUUCCGGUUUAUUGUGUGCAGUGAGGGGAUGCGGUCCAGUCUGAACUACACUGAUUCCUCCUGUCAAACUCACAAGAAUGAAUCAGACCUUCAGACACAAACGCUGCUUGAGGAGACUGAAGAUCUUCAUCAGGUUUCACGUGAAGUUCUGCAAAGAGUCAAAGACCAACACAAAACCAUCAUGAAGAACCAGUUUGAGAGUUUAUUUGAGGGAAUUAAACUCCAGGAGAAUCAAACCCUCCUGAAGAGGAUUUACACACAACUGUACCUCAUAGAAGGAGAGAGUGAAGGAGUGAAUGAAGAACAUGAGGUUUUACACAUGGAGAAAAACACCAGAACACAACACUUACAAGACACAACAAUCUACUGCAAUGACAUCUUUAAACGCUUACCUGAACCAGAAUAUAAAACUGAGAAAAGAAGAGAGAGGAAAGACAAAAUAAAGAACGUUCUUACUAAAGGCAUAGCUGGAAUUGGAAAAACCGUCUCCGUACAGAAGUUCAUUCUGGAUUGGGCAGAGGGAACGGCCAAUCAGGAUGUAGAUUUCAUGUUUGUGUUUCCGUUUCGAGAGCUGAACUUGAUUCAAGAUGAUCAGUACAGUCUUCACAAACUUCUGCUUGACUUUCAUCCUGAACUUCAAGAUCUGGACUCAAAGAUUUAUGAUGAGUGUAAAGUUGUGUUCAUCUUUGAUGGUCUGGAUGAAAACAGAAUGACACUGAUGUUUUCAGACGCUGAGAAAGUUUCUGAGGUGACUGAGACUUCAUCAGUGCCUGUGUUGAUAUUAAACCUCAUGAAAGGAGAUCUGCUUCCAUCUGCUCUCAUCUGGAUCACCUCCAGACCAGCAGCAGCCAAUCAGAUCCCAUCUAAAUACAUCAAUCGUCUGACAGAAAUCCAGGGAUUCAAUGACGAUCAGAAGGAAGAAUAUUUCAGGAAGAGAAUCAGUGAUGAACAUCAAGCCAGCAGAAUCAUCUCACACGUCAGAAGAUCAAGAAGUCUUCACAUCAUGUGUCACAUACCAGUCUUCUGUUGGAUCUCAUCCACUGUGCUUCAAAACAUCCUGAAACAAGACAAUGAGAGAGCAGAAAUCCCUAAAACUCUGACUGAAAUGUACAUCCACUUCCUGCUGAUUCAGAUGAAUAUGAAGAAUGAGAAGUAUGAUGAGAGAGAUCCAGAGAAACUCCUGCAGUCCAACAGAGAAGUGAUUGUCAAACUCUCUGAACUGGCUUUCAAACAGCUGAUGAAGGGUAAUGUGAUGUUUUAUGAGGAGGAGCUGAGAGAGUCUGGCAUAGACAUCACUGACGCCUCAGUGUAUUCUGGGAUUUGUACUGAGAUCUUUAAGGAGGAAUCUGUGAUGCAUCAGAAGAAAAUCUACUGCUUCAUACAUCUCAGCUUUCAGGAGUUUCUGGCUGCUCUUUAUGCAUUUUACUGGUAUGUAAGCAAAAAAGUUGACACCUUAAAGUUUCUGAAUUUAGUUUAUAGCUUUCUAAAAAAUGCAGUAGAUAAAGCUCUUGAAAAUGAAACUGGACAUCUGGAUCUUUUCCUGCGAUUCCUGCUGGGCAUCUCACUGGAGUCAAAUCAGAGACUCUUACAAGAUCUUCUGACACACACGGUGGACACCUCAGAAACCAUCAGUGAAAUCACACAGUACAUUAAAGAUAAAGUCAAGCAUAAUGAAGAUCUCUCUGCAGAAAGAUCCAUCAAUCUGUUUCUGUGUCUACUUGAAGUGAAUGAUCAGACUCUGUACAGAGAGAUUGAGGAGUUUGUAAGAUCAGACAAACACUCAGAGAAGAAACUCUCUGCUGCUCACUGUUCAGCAAUAGCCUACAUGCUUCAGAUGUCAGAGGAGGUGCUGGAUGAGCUGAAUCUGAAGAAAUACAACACAACACAGGAGGGGAGAAGAAGACUUAUACCAGCUGUCAACAACUGCACAACGGCUAUUCUUACAGACUGUAAUCUCACAGUUGAGUCCUGUAAAAUUGUGGCUUCAGCUCUUCAAUCCUCAAACUCACCUGUGAGAGAUCUGGAUGUGAGUAACAAUGACCUGCAGGAUUCAGGAGUGAAGCUCAUCUCUGAUGCUCUCAAGAGUCCAGACUGUAAACUACACACACUGAGAUUAUCAGGUUGUAUGGUGACAGAUGAAGGUUGUUGUUAUUUGGCUUCAUCUCUGAGUUCAAACCCAUCAUCACACCUGAGAGAGCUGGAUCUGAGCUACAAUCACCCACAACACUCAGGACACCAGAUGCUCUCUCAGAUACUCAAUGAUACGAACUGCGCACUCAAGAAAUUCAUGUUGGAUUAUGGAGGAGAGAGCAGACUUUUACCAGGACUGAAAAAAUACUCCUGUUAUCUCACUCUGGAUUCAAACACAGCAGACUGUCGUCUCGCUCUGUCUCAGGGAAACCGAAUGGUGAUGCGUGUGAAAGAGAGACAGUCGUAUCCGGAUCAUCCAGACAGAUUUGAUUACUAUGGUAACGUUCUGUGUAAAGAGGCUCUGAAUGAACGCUGUUACUGGGAAGUUGAAUGGACCGGGGUGAAUGAUUUAUGUGUGGUAUAUAAAGGGUUAAAGAGGAAGGGUGACAGUAGUGAGUGUUAUUUUGGAUUCAAUGAAAAUUCCUGGACUCUUUACUGCACAAAUCGCAAUUACUCUGCAAUACAUAAUAAAAAAAGCACAGACAUACCUGCACCUUUCCCAUCUAACAGAGUAGGAGUUUAUCUGGACUGGUCAGCCGGUACUCUCUCCUACUACAGCAUCUCUGAUACACAAACACUCACACACUUACACACAUUUAACACAACAUUUACUGAACCUCUGUAUGCUGGAUUUGGGGUUUAUCCCGGCUCCUCUGUGUGUUUAUGUUAAACAGGGCCUACAUCUUAAAACUGAUUCAAAAAUCAAUACAGAAAGGAAUUUUAAAGAUUUCCAGUGGAAGUGUUUACCAAGGAAUAUUGAUUUUGUUAAAAAGGAACAUAACUAUUUGAAUGCUCGAAACCUGGGACCUUAUGUUUACAAUGUGUACCUUUUUUCGCACAAUAAUCUACAAGAGUGUGGCAGUGGGGUAAAAUACACAUAUUUUUAAUAGGUGUAAAAGUGUUAUUUGUUUGAUAAAAAAUAAUUUGAAACGAUACAGUACCUGAUAAUAAAACGAAAACUGCAAUUUUUCUCCCUCUAGCUAAUCCUGGGAAAGAUAUAACAAAACCUAGUAGCUAUAGACCCAUCACUCUUAUUUCUGCAAUAUGUAAAGUAAUGGAAAAAAUGAUUGUAAGGUGAUUUGAAUUACCUUUUACAUUUGGUUUCAGGAAAAGUAGGUCUACAGUAUAUGCAU